GCCAUGAGGAAUAGCACAGAAGUGACAGAGUUUAUCCUCAUGGGGUUAACAGAUGACCCCAAUCUCCAGGUUCCCCUCCUUUUAAUAUUUUUAUUCAUCUACCUCGUCACCCUGACUGGGAAUGGGGGGAUGAUGGUGAUCAUCUACUCAGACUCCCAUCUUCACACACCAAUGUACUUCUUCCUCAGCAACCUCUCCUUUGUAGAUCUGGGUUACUCAUCAGCUGUGGCUCCCAAGAUGGUGGCUGCACUGCAGUCAGGGAACAAAGUCAUCUCCUACAAUGGGUGUGCAGCUCAGUUCUUCUUCUUUGUGGGGUUUGCGACUGUGGAGUGCUACCUCCUGGCUUCCAUGGCCUAUGACCGCCAUGCAGCUGUCUGCAGGCCUCUUCAUUACACCACCACCAUGACCACGGGGGUGUGUGCCUUCCUGACCCUCGGCUCCUAUGUCUGCGGCUUCCUCAAUGCCUCUAUCCAUGCAGCAGACACCUUCAGACUCUCCUUCUGUGGUUCCAAUGAGAUUAAUCAUUUUUUCUGUGACAUCCCCCCACUUCUGGCUCUCUCAUGCUCCGACACACGCAUCAGCAAGUUGGUUGUCUUUUUUGUGGUGGGCUUCAAUGUCUUUUUCACCCUCCUGGUCAUCCUGAUUUCUUACCUCUUCAUAUACAUUGCCAUUCAGAGGAUGCGUUCUGCUGAAGGACGGAAGAAAGCUUUCUCCACCUGUGCUUCCCACCUCACCGCCGUGUCCAUCUUCUACGGCACCAUCAUCUUCAUGUACUUACAGCCAAACUCCAGCCAGUCCAUGGACACUGACAAAAUAGCGUCUGUGUUCUACACUGUGGUGAUCCCCAUGCUGAAUCCCUUGAUCUACAGCCUUAGGAACAAAGAAGUGAAAAGUGCUCUCUGGAAAACACUCAGCAAACUUUACCCCCAAUCCUUAAGUGUGAAGAGGAAGUCAGCAAGUCACUAA
Molecule: messenger RNA, 966 nt
Organism: Otolemur garnettii (small-eared galago)
Lineage: Eukaryota; Metazoa; Chordata; Mammalia; Primates; Galagidae
Product: olfactory receptor 1444
Exons: 1
Coding region: 4-966 (320 amino acids)
Biological process (GO): sensory perception of smell; G protein-coupled receptor signaling pathway
Cellular component (GO): membrane
Molecular function (GO): G protein-coupled receptor activity; odorant binding; olfactory receptor activity
Source: RefSeq, a predicted model, not a curated record